Molecule: messenger RNA, 2674 nt
Organism: Rubroshorea leprosula
Lineage: Eukaryota; Viridiplantae; Streptophyta; Magnoliopsida; Malvales; Dipterocarpaceae
Source: the annotation of a GenBank genome assembly
GCUACCUCUCUGCUAACCUCCGAUGGCACUCUUCUCCAUCGCCAGAAGGCUGCGAAGAACCCACCCUCAACUCCUACUUUCCUUUCCCCUUAAACACCCAAAUCUUCAUUUACCCUCUCUUCUUGGCUCGAGUGAGAAAUUUAUCACUCUCUCUUUGGCAUUUCAUCGAACACAUCCAAUAUACUCUCGCCCCGCCAUUUUCACUCCCCAUUUCUCCACUCUUCAAUCCUUCUCCACCCAAACUCUCACCAACCCGUUUGACUUCACUGGAUCCCCAACUCAUGAUCGUGAUCCGCAGGAGCCGGCCCUUCUCGAUUUGCUCAAGCGGGUCGCCCAUCUUGACUCUGAAACUGAGGCCGUCGCUUCUCUUGACAAUUCAGGCAUCAAGGCAACUCAAGAUUUGAUUUUUUCGGUGAUUUGGACAUUGAGGGAGGAGUGGAGACUGGCCUUUUUGGCUUUCAAGUGGGGUGAGAAAUGGAGUUGCAGUGGUCAAAAAGCUUGUGAGUUGAUGGUGUGGAUAUUGGGUAAUCAUAGCAAGUUCAAUAUUGCUUGGUGUUUGAUUCGUGAUUUAUAUCAUUCUUCCAUGGAUACGAGGCGGGCUAUGUUUAUUAUGAUUGAUAGAUAUGCAGCUGCAAAUGAUCCAUGCAAGGCUAUUCGAACUUUCCACAUCAUGGAGAAGUUCAGAAUGACACCAGAUGAGGAAGCAUUUCAGACCCUUUUGAAAGCUCUUUGUAAACAUGGCAAUAUUGAAGAGGCUGAAGAGUUAAUGCUCUCAAAUAAGAAGCUCUUCCCACUUGAGACUGAAAGCUUUAACAUUAUUUUGAAUGGUUGGUGCACUAUUUCAGUCGAUGUAUUUGAAGCAAAACGAGUUUGGAGAGAGAUGUCAAAAUGCUGUGUUACACCUGAUGCAACUUCUUACACCCUCAUGAUUUGCUGUUUCUCUAAAGUUGGGAAUCUCUUUGACUCACUUAGGCUCUAUGAUGAAAUGAAGAAAAGAGGUUGGGCUGCAGGUAUUGAGGUCUAUAAUUCUUUGGUUUAUGUCCUAACUCGAGAUAAUUGCUUGAAUGAAGCCCAUAAGAUCCUAGAUAAAAUGAGAGAAGCUGGAUCGCAGCCAGAUUCUACAACUUACAACUCAAUGAUACGUCCUCUUUGUGAAGCAGCAAAGGUAGAUGAGGCAAGAAAUUUACUUUCGACUAUGAUCUCAGAGAAACUUAGUCCAACUGUUGAGACCUACCAUGCUUUUCUUGAGGGUGUUGAUUUUGAAGGAACUUUGGAGUUUCUUAACCAUAUGAGGAUGGUUGGUCUGUGUCCUACUCAUGAUACCUUUCUCUUAGUUCUUGGCAAGUUCUUCAAAAUAGAGCAACCUGAGAAUGCAUUGAAGAUUUGGACAGAAAUGGAGCAGUUUGAAAUAGUACCUGAUUACAGUCAUUACAUAACAUUGAUAAAAGGGCUAGCAACAUGUGGAUGGUUGGUAAAAGCCAGGGAGCUCUAUGCUGAGAUGAUGUCAAAUGGAUUUUUGGAUGAUCCGAAGCUAAAGAAGUUAUUGCAGGAGCCAGUGCGAAGCAGUGGCAACAAGAGACAGAGUUUGAGAAAGGUCGACGGAAGCAAACAAGUGAAGAAGUGGAAAGGUAAGAUGAGACGGAAAAAAAGUCACCAUCAAUCAAAUAAGGACUCUAUUUGAAAUUCUAUCUGAAGCUGGAAAUAUCAUUAUUCUUCUUGUGGAUAUUACUAUUGCCUCAGACAUAAGGAGCGCUUAGUGGCUUCUUUUUAUACUGUUGGAAGUACCAAAAGGUAUUUUCUGUAUGAGGUCUAUGCUUAAUGGCUUUAGUCUGACGACUGUAUAUGCUUUAACCUGAGAAUAUCUGUUUGAAAUAGUGAAGAAUUUCAAUCUAUAUAUUUUACUCAGUAGUUUGGUAGAGUGUCCUUUAACUGUACAUUGCUGGAGAUUCCUUUGAUGAAUGGACAAAAUAAUUCUGAAGCAAUACUGCAAUAGCAUGGCAAUCCAUUAACUUCUAUCCUCCACGGUUGAUAGAGCUGUAGACAGUCAAGUGAAAUUCAGUUUGAACAUAUUGAGGAAAGGUUGAUGAGGCGCAAAAGGAAAUAAUUUUGCAAUGAAAGCACAGACAUGCCAAUAGAGAUACUUAUUUGGGGUUGCAUCAGCAUCAUAAUUAAUAAAAACAAAGUAUGAAAGCCAGAAGGAUUGUCGCUUGAUCAAACAUGUUCUCUUGUUGCCAACAUUGUCAAGAAAAUCAAAGCUUGGCCAGAUGGAAUAUCUGGAGCCAAUUAUUGCUGUACUUUCCUGGUAAGAACCUGCUUUUAUACUAAACAUAUUCAUUUCUUGAGAAAAGUGAAUGCUUAGGUUUUUCACAAAUGACUCCAAGAAGUUAUGUUUCUUUGACUCUGGCAAUAAGAAUUUUUAUGGUUUUAUCUAUUAUUAUCUGGUGUAUGUCUAGGGCUGACAAUUGUGAGGAUGCAGAUUUAAGUCUUGAGAGCAGCCACUUCAGCAAAAAGUUAAAGUAGCGGCAUUGUUUCCAUUUCACCUCUUUGACCACCGUGCUUUGGUUUAGUCAUAACUGGUAAUGAUUGCUAUAACUUCAUCUGCUAUGGUUCUGGUUAGUUUCUGACAUUGCAAAUGGGAUAAUGUAUUUGUUUGUAAUACUUGUGUCCUUAAUCU